AUGCUGCUGGCUUUGCAAGCUACGUUUGUAACACGGACUCUAGUGCUUAAGACUCAGGCUCAUGCUUACUUAGGAUCAGACUUAGGGACAGAGACAACCACUAACCGCUCACCCCAGCUCCAACAUGCUGCGCAUGCGCACUUAGCACCAGCGCGGGCCACGAGCAACGGGCACCGCCCCGCACAUGCGCAACGAAGCUGCUCGCCCCCGCCCGCCGGAGCAUCAUGGCGGCCGGCGCCGCUCUGCGCAUGCGCGCGGGGCGGCGGGCGCGGGGCGCUGCGCUCCCCCAACAGCCGCGAGCCGGCGCAGGUGAUCUUCCGCAACUGGAGCCCGCGCCUGGUGCUGCCGGUGUGGCUGGACUUCGAGGGCAGGCCUCAGAGCUACCCCGUGCUGCAGCCCGGCACCGGUCGCCGGAUGCACAGCUACGUGGGGCAUCUUUGGCUAUUCAGAGAUGCGGGGACAGAUGACAGGCUUCUUGUCAACAAGAUGGAGGUGUUUGAGCCUACUCGCAACGUGGAUGGGAACUACAUAUUGGCAGACAUCACACUACCUGUGUUCACCCUGAAAGAGAGAUGCCUUCAGGUUGUUCGCAGUCUGGUAAACCCAGUGGACUACAGGAGAUUGGACAUUGUUCAGUCUUUAUAUGAAGAGUUAGAAGAUCAUCCCAACAUUAGGAAGGAUAUCAUUCGGCUGUCUCUGGAAAGAAGUGAAAUGCUAAGGAAUGGAGCUCCUGAAUAAAACUGAACAUCAUUCAUUCCAAACUCUUGACCAGGAAAGAAAUCUUCCCUGGCAAACUACUAAGUUUAAAUGGUGUUCAUCACACUGAAACAUUUCAAGAGCUGAGUAGACAUUUGCAUUUCAUGCUCUGAAGGGUGUCUACGCUCUGUUGGUUUCAAUAUGUAACACUUACUAGGAUGGACCAGAUUCAGGAGGCUAAACAGUAUACAUAUGUAAAAUGCCAAGGGGAGCUGUUCAAAGGCAAUUGACCAAAUCCUGCUGCCCUUUGUACACACGUGAGCUAACUGAUGUUAGUGGCCUUGUGCAGGUGGAACCAAGAACAAGAUCUUGUUGUUUCUCAGAAUAAAUGUAGCUGAAUGCAUUUCUGAUACAGUAAGUGUAAUAUAAAAUGGGUUUGCUCAUUAUCAUUCUCUUUUGAAAGAUACAAAUACAGAUGAUUUCCACAGACUUAGAAAAUAAGCUACACAGAAGAUUAAUUUGACCUAGGCUGUGAAGGCUAUAAUUGCCUGAAUGAUUAAGAACCUAAUACUCUUUUUACUUCAGUGAAGUUUCACCUAAACACAUCAGGGUUUUAAGUUACUCCUAGUUCAGAUCCUAGUGCUACCCCUUCAGGGAUACAGAGGACUUGUGAAUGUAAUAUCCUACCCAUGUCUUUUGCAGGUCAAUUGAUCCAAAACAUGCUGAAAUUUGGAUACACACAAAUUAAACUAUAUUUUUUUGUUUAACAAAUAUUAAGGUAUUCAUCAAACAGCACUAUGCAAUGUUAGGAGCAGAUCUCCAAAGAAACCAUUCUGUCAGUGUUUAAUAUUGCACAUUUAUUUCCUAUGAAUUCCAUACACUCCAAGGAAACUGCUGUGAAACUAAAUGAUUGAUAUAGCCUGUACAGUAAUUUUUAAAUGUCUCUUCCACUUUUUGUAAACUUGUUAGCUUUUCUUAAAAUAUCAAGUGUCUGAUCUGUUCUUUAUUCUCUGUUAUAAAAUGUAAAUAUGUAUUAUCUAUAUAUAUUUUUUUAACGACUCUGUUGUUUGUCAAAUACCUUCAUAGUCAUCUCCUGUUUUUGCAUUACUGAAGAAUAACUGAUAGCAACUUAAGCAAAAAUGUACGCUUUAAAAGUUAUCAAUCUUGCUGGUGACAAAAUUUGAUCCCCACAGACUUCCUACCUAGGGCAGGCAGGUGGACUCGAUCUCGCAAGGUCCCUUCCAGCCCCUAACGUUUAUGAAAUCUAUGAAAAUGUAAUUAGUACAGACACUGCCUAUGAAAGUAGCUAAAUAUUCUCCCUUGAAAUUCCUUGCGUGCUCCAACUUGUGGCCCCAGCUAUUGCUGAUGAAGCUACAGUGAUAGGUGUUCUAGCAUAGCCAAAAGCACUGGUAGUUACCAAAAUAUGUACCAUGCUCUCUCUUUGCUGAUAAGAAAUGAGAAUAAUAUUGUGGCAAGAAGCCCCAGUGGCCCUAAGGCUACACUAGAACUCACACACUCAUCUAUCACUAGUGGAACUCUAAUAAAGGUAUUAAAUGAGAAAUUUUAAGCCUGCUGUACACCAUGUCCUAUAUACUAGAUUCAAGUUCAAAUAUAACAUUUCAUCCAUGACCUUCCUUUCUGUGUCUUAA
Messenger RNA from Alligator sinensis (Chinese alligator), 2345 nucleotides. RefSeq names its product von Hippel-Lindau tumor suppressor (gene VHL). The record is from RefSeq and is a predicted model, not a curated record. The coding region runs from base 1 to 738 and encodes 245 amino acids. NCBI's taxonomy places the organism in Eukaryota, Metazoa, Chordata, Crocodylia, Alligatoridae. The transcript is spliced from 4 exons.